This is a messenger RNA of Cloeon dipterum, 1810 nucleotides long. RefSeq names its product dolichyldiphosphatase 1-like. The transcript is spliced from 6 exons. Lineage: Eukaryota; Metazoa; Arthropoda; Insecta; Ephemeroptera; Baetidae. Bases 219 to 917 code for a protein of 232 amino acids. The record is from RefSeq and is a predicted model, not a curated record. Gene Ontology annotation, cellular component: intracellular membrane-bounded organelle; endoplasmic reticulum membrane. Gene Ontology annotation, molecular function: dolichyldiphosphatase activity. Gene Ontology annotation, biological process: protein N-linked glycosylation; lipid biosynthetic process.
GACUGGCUGUUGCCUGUGUCUGAGCUGUGGCUGGCUGGACAAGAUUGUGAUCACAUCUGAUUCGACUACAGGCACAGGCAGCGAGAAAUGUUUGCCCUUCUUGCGCUGCUAAAGUCAGGAACAAAAAUACACUGAGUGGUUGGCUGAAAAUCAUUUUGUUACGGAUCAUUACCAAGUUUGAAGACUGCAAGUAAUCGUUAAUAACACAUUUAUUUACAAUGACGGAGAGCGCGGAGAAAUGGGUGCCUCUUUCGUUGACCCUUGUUGAAUAUCCAGAAGGAGACCAUUUCGGCAAAUUGCUGGCUCUCUUCAGUUUGAGUCCAUUUGCGAUCCUUGCUGGGUUCGCAGCUUUAAUUUUAUUUAGAAGAGAUUUGCACACAAUCACAUUUUUCAUCGGUACAGCAACCAACGAGUUGCUCAAUUUUAUCUUGAAGCACACCAUCUGCGAAGCCAGGCCCAUGGCGAGGAGCAGUCUUUACACCGAGUAUGGCAUGCCGUCAUCACACUCGCAAUUCAUGUGGUUCUUUGCCCUGUACUGUGCUCUCUUUAUCUUGAUCAGACUCCAUCACAUGAACAACAGCAGUGCGCUUGAGAGCUUUUGGAAAAUAGGCCUGGUAUGCUCCUGCAUUCUACUUGCAAUCAUUGUUUCAUUUGGCAGGGUCUAUCUGAAUUAUCACUCUUGGAAGCAAGUGCUGGUCGGAUCUGCCGUUGGGGUGGCGUUUGCAAUAUUUUGGUUUGCAAUGACACAUUUGGUCUUCUCCCCUCUAUUCCCGACUAUCGUUACCUGGAAAAUUUCUGAAUUGUUGCUGAUUCGGGACACGACUCUGAUCCCGAACAUCAUGUGGUUUGAAUACACCAACACCAGGCAGGAGGCAAGGGCUCGUGGUCGCAAACUGGUGACAAUGAAGUCCCAAUGACGGCACCGCCCCGCGUUGAUGACAAACACCCAAGGAGUUUUUGGCCGCCUGGCCAAAAUGUGCAGGAGAGCCAACAAAUAAUCAAGUGUAGUUAAGAGAACAGAAAAAAUAUAAACUGGUGGCUGUGAUUGCCCUGCAGAAAUGGUGUGGCAGCACCUGACUUUCAAGGCUGACCGGCAGCUUAAGACAUUUGAAUACAGAGACCUCGUGGUGAGCAUUACGCACAAAUCAGUCUUACUAUAUUAUACAGCAAUUAAUUCCAUUUCAAUAUACAAACGACUGCAAUCUACGAUGAAAGUCUUGAGUAUUUACGUGUUUGCAAUUUGGAAAAACCUGUGCACAAUAAGUGAGUUUGUUGAGUGAAGAUCGCAAAUUGUUGUCUAAUGUCCCCGUAAAUGAAAUACUAACUAUAGAAAGCCGCGAGAUCUUUUUGCGUAAACAUAAUAAUCUUUCUUCGCAAAAGAUGUGGUAUUGGUCAUUUUGUACCAACUCCCCUACAAAUUCAGCAGCUUUGUGAUAUUUGUGGAGCUUGCAGUCAAAACUUAAUAAUUCAUUACACGUGUGAAGUAACUACUGCUGUUGCAUUUAGAAAUAUUUUAUACAUUUUGUGAAUUAAAUCCAUGACAAAAUAUCUCGCAUUACGUAGCUAUUUUGAUAAAUGGGAUGCUAUGCACAAACCAGCACACCUUGUCUAUUUGUUGGACGAGUCAUGUCAUUUUUAACAUUGAAAGUUUGUACGAAUGUACUUAACACCGAUUCCCAGGGCGUAGCUUUCCUUGUGCAUGUUUACUACAAUUUUUAUACACUGCAGCUGCAUUUUGUUGCUCAUUUUUUAAAGUUUGAUUUGUAAUGUUUGCUGUUUGCAUUUAAAAUAAAUCAAAGCACUAAAGAAA